AUGGAAGGUAAAAAAAAGACGCUCUUCAAUUAUAUCUAAAUACUUCAAGUGAGGGUCUGAAUGUGGAGAGGCAUGUUUGUGCUAGAGUGAUGAGAUCCAGGUGUUGUUUUCAGCUGCACACUCAGAUGAAGAUGCGGUGGUGGAGGAGGGAGUCAGUCCGAAUCAGAGUCCUCUGGUCGAAAUUUCCUUCCAGAGAAACGUCAACAGAAAGCGCAAAUACCUGGAGGCUGAACCCAAGUUUCUGGGGGUGAGCUGCCCCGAGUGUCGAAGAAAGUGUGUUUUUGAGAUGACAUCAAACACGAGUUUGUGAUAUUUAAAUAUGAGGUACUCUCUGUGCUGUUCCAGGUCACCCAGAUCGGCAUGAGCGCUUAUCAGAUCAUCUGCGCAAGCGUGUUUCUGGCCAAUGACCUGGGCCGACCGGGCGGAGACAUCGCCUUCAUCAUUGCAUGUGUACUGGUGAGCACCUGUCAACCACCUGUGCAACCAAAAAUCAAAAUAGAUGAUGAGAAGAUGGGCGACAGUGAUAAAGGGAUAGAGGAAAAUUGACAUAUGUGUGAGAGUCAAACUUACAGUAUAAACAGGUGCAUUACAGGACUGCGUGGACUAACACGGGUCAUAAGGUCUGACUUCUAUAUUGACUGUAGACACCUCUCAUCAUCAAAGUUCACUUUUUAUUUGUCGUGUCCUUCUCCUGCUGAGCUGACUUUGGUUCUCCCCUCCAGCAGGUUGUUUUUUCAGCCUUUUGACCUCCACUCUUGGUCCUAAUGUUGACGACAUUUAGACGGUGUGAUGUCUAUGUCCUUCUCAGGUUAUUAUCGCGGGGAGCGUGGCUGUAGCAGCACAGAACCUCCACCUGCCAACAGUGAGUCAUCAUCAAUCAGUAAACUUGUAUUUCAGCUUUUUUUUAGUCAGUCAAAGCUUGAAUGAAGGAUGUAUGGAGCUCUUUUAGUCAGCGUCUAGCACAGAGAAGGAGCAGACAGGAAACUCAAAUACUUAUGCUGAUAGAUCCACUCUUGUUUUUCAUGUGUCAGCUCAGAGCAUGUUUGGGGAUGCAGAUUGUGGCAUGUGUAGCUUCAGUCUUCAACAUGAUCUUCAAUAUUGUCAAAAUGGAGAUGAUAUAUUACUCCUGCUGGUACUACGGUGAUGACAACAACACCCUUCACAUCAGAGAAACCUGCCACAAAGUUGUGGUGAGUCAAAAACCUUGAUUUACUAUAAAGUUAAAUGAACUUACAUAAAUCUUACUGUUUUACUUUUUAAAAUCUCACACAUAAAACGUCAGCAACAGUUAUUUCAGAGUUUGAAGUCCUGAAAUCACCUCAGUAAACACAACUGUGUAUUUUAUCUUGUUUUCAUGUCAUCCUCUCUCCUCUUGAAGUCCACACAGUCCCAUUUCCACGCUGAAGGUGUGCUGAUUAAUGUUUGUUUGAUGGCCAUCUCUGUGACUUUAGCCGCUUACUGCUGCAAGGUGGUCAACUGCUGUGCUCCAGCUCCAAAAAUGGUGAGUGAAAACAGACGGUGACUUAUCUAACUGGAUGAUCAAUUCUUCACCCAUGCAGGUGAAACCACUGUGAAAUGUUUGCAUGAUACAAACAAGUGUUUAUCUCCUUAAUUUUACAGGUAUCUCUCUUUCUUAUACAUAUUAAGCUUAUUUUAGGGCCCGGCCGAUUUAAAAUGCAGAGAAUACGAUUUGGUUUCACUUCGAAAAUGUUCUCCUGUCGGCAUGAAGAGCAUUAGCCUAUCGUAUAUAGUAUACUGUAGAUAUCAAUAGUAUAUGUAUAUUUUUUAUAACUUCAUAAGAAAUUUUAAAAUUCAGCCCAGUCUGAAGGAGUCAACCUUUUAAUUUGACUCUUUUUCCCUUUUUUUUUUGUUGUUCCUCUCAGCCGGUGAUCACAGUUCAAGCCCCUCCUGUCCAACAAUGA
Xyrichtys novacula (pearly razorfish) is the source of this 1922-nucleotide messenger RNA. The record is from the annotation of a GenBank genome assembly. NCBI's taxonomy places the organism in Eukaryota, Metazoa, Chordata, Actinopteri, Labriformes, Labridae.